Amphimedon queenslandica is the source of this 862-nucleotide messenger RNA. RefSeq lists its product as uncharacterized. The record is from RefSeq and is a predicted model, not a curated record. The transcript is spliced from 3 exons. Gene Ontology annotation, molecular function: protein binding. Bases 5 to 751 code for a protein of 248 amino acids. NCBI's taxonomy places the organism in Eukaryota, Metazoa, Porifera, Demospongiae, Haplosclerida, Niphatidae.
AAUCAUGCUUUACUCUCUCUCUGGCUCUGCUCUUUCUUUCCUCCUCUGUCUUGCUUGUCUGUCCAGUACAGUAACUGGAGCAGUAACCCUUGUUACGGAUUAUGAUGACUAUGCUUGUCCUAAUACAAACGCAGUGAUUAGAUGUACAACUGAUACUGGCCAGCUAGUGUGGACCUCAGGAGGCAAUCAAGCCUACAGCACAAGCAGUAGUCUCAAUGUACCUCACUCUGUGGGCAGCUUCACUGUAAGAUUGAUCUCAAAAUUAGGGAGCACAUUGGAAUCCACUGCAGUUAUAAAUGCAACGAGCUCUAAUAAUGGAUCGACUGUUAUUUGUGGGGAUAGCUUUUCUGCUGGGGGGAUGACUGAUACUGCUGUUAUUUUACUAGCUACAAUUCCUAGUCAACCACUGAAUUUCAUUAAUACUACUACAACAUAUGAUAGUGUUGUAUUGAACUGGACUACCCCUACAUCACUGGGAGGUGUAGCAAUAGAUCAGUACAGGGUCACAAUAUCACCAUCACUUCAAUCAUCUUGUCCUGGGCAGUGUAUGACUACCGGUAAUAACACUGAAUCUCUUACCAUUACUAAUCUACAAUACGGUGUUACGUACACGAUCACUGUUGCUGCUAGUAAUUGUGCUGGAAUAGGACAAUCUCAGACUCUUAAUGUCACCAUUACUGCAAUAGGUAAGUGUUUAACAGACUGUCACCUUUGCUUACAUUGGUCCCAAGAAAAAACAAAAAUUCUUUGAAGUAGUUUGUUAUUCAUUGGUGACCAGUUACAAUUUUUAGAACUGCUGACUUUCAUCAGUUCUAUAUUCUGUUUUCAUUGUUCUUAAAAGUGAAGCAUAAACAGACAGAAU